This is a messenger RNA of Rotaria sp. Silwood1, 879 nucleotides long. Lineage: Eukaryota; Metazoa; Rotifera; Eurotatoria; Philodinida; Philodinidae. The record is from the annotation of a GenBank genome assembly.
AUGAAUAUUGAGUCAAUUCAAGUAAUAAGAUUUUAUAUUACACUUUGUACUUCAUAUGUUCUACUUAUUUUUGGUAAUAUUGGAUUUAUAUGUAAUUUUAUAACAUUUACAUCAAAACAAUUACGUCAAAAUUCUUGUGGAUGGUAUCUUUUAAUGUCAACUCUAUUCGAUUGUAGUUGUAUUAAUUUUGGUCUUUUUACUAAAUUAGCAAGUGAACAUUAUGGUAGCAAAUUACAACAUACAAAUCUUGUUUGGUGUAAAAUACGUAUAUUUCUUACAUGGAUAUUACAAUGUUUUUCAACAGGUUAUCUUAUUUUGGCUUCUAUAGAUCGAUGUUUAUCAACACCAAAAAGUCAACGUAUUCGUUCAUUUAGUCAAAUCAAAAUAGCACAUCAAAUGACAUGUAUUCCAAUUAUUUUAUAUAGUUUAACAUCUUCUCAUUUGUUAGUUUAUUUUAAUCUUCGAAAACGUUGUUCUCCAACAGCAGGAACCUAUGCUUUUUUCUUAUCAAUAUAUAGUAUUCAUCAACGUCUUAUUCAUCCAAUUAUACAAAAUCGAAAUCGAACUGAUUCACAAAUGAUUAAAAUUACAUUAGUUCAAGUAUUAUAUAGUUUUAUUUUACUUAAUAUUCGAACAAUAUACUUUUCAUAUUCAUUACUUUCAACAAAUAUUAGAAAAGAUAAUUAUCGCCAUGCUAUUGAAUCAGUAAUUUUACAAAUAUCAAGUUUUAUUUUCUAUUUCAAUUAUAGACGUUGUAUAAAUAAUAUUCAUACAGCUGAAGUUAAAUGUGUGUUAUUUGGUGUAGAUACUGGCAGUGGAGUAGCUAAUCUUUUAGACAACACAAUUACAUGGCAAUCAAAUGGUGCUGAUGACAGGUAA